UCAAAGACUGGAAGGCGGGCUUCGCGAACUAGUGCCCGAGUGCCAGAGAAAAGCCCGCUUGGCACAGCCAUGACCCGGCGGGCAGGGGGCUCUCGGCUGCUCCGCAGUCUCCUCCUCUUCGUGUUGUUCACUGCCGGCGUCGCCUCCUUCAAUUGGGAUCUCCCGGAGCCCCGCAGCCGAGCCAGCAAGAUCCGAGUGCACCCCCGGGGCAACCUCUGGGCGACCGGUCACUUCAUGGGCAAGAAGAGUCUGGAGCCCCCAAGUCUGUCGCUGGUGGGGACAGCACCUCCCAACACCCAGAGGGACCAGAGCCUGCAGCUGAGUCAUGAUCUGCUCAGAAUCCUUCUGCUAAAGAAAGCUUUAGGCAUGAACCUCAGUGGCCCAGCUUCCCCAAUUCAGGAGGCUGCUGCAGCCAGUCCUGAAGAAGUGAUGCCAGUAACAGGACAGACACGGCCCCUUGGCUUGGAAUGUGUCCGUCCGGGGAAGCUGCUGAAUGGAACCCCAGCCGUGGCCCCAUCUGGAUGUAAAUCCUAAGCUCAAACGUGUUACUCCAUUACUGAUUUCUGGUUGGGUCACCAGGAAUGUUGAUGAUGCGGACACAGAGUCUUUCCUGCUGUAUUU
Molecule: messenger RNA, 621 nt
Organism: Peromyscus eremicus (cactus mouse)
Lineage: Eukaryota; Metazoa; Chordata; Mammalia; Rodentia; Cricetidae
Gene: Nmb
Product: neuromedin B
Exons: 3
Coding region: 70-534 (154 amino acids)
Biological process (GO): positive regulation of hormone secretion; neuropeptide signaling pathway
Cellular component (GO): neuron projection
Molecular function (GO): neuropeptide hormone activity; neuromedin B receptor binding
Source: RefSeq, a predicted model, not a curated record